GCAGGAUUUAGAUGCAUCUCAUCUGGGGGCAUGACCGCACUAUGACAAAGCGUGGCUCGUGUGGAGUGGCUCUGCUUCUAGGAAAUGACUCAACCAGGAGGUGCUUCCCCACACGGUGGUCUGGCCUGAUGUGGAACACCGGGAGCGACUUUAUGGCCCGAAGCCGCCUCAAGUAACCAGUCCAGCCGCCAUAGAGCAUCCCAGCAGUCCGUUUGUGAUGGAUGGAAGCGGCGCGCGGGGAUGGAACGAGGAGGCGCAUGAUCUUUGCAAACGCUUGACACAUCAGUGUUGACAAAACAAGUCAUGUGACGACCAUGAAGAUGGCGCAGCUUAUGUUAUGUUGCAGUUUUCUCAGUAUUUUCUCGCACCAUCUCGGACCGCUGAGGAAACCCGCGACGUUUUACCUCCUCUAAUUACCCUGACUGAUGCUUCAUGCCGUCCGGGUGGGAUCUGGUGGAGCUCUGCGCGACUGACUCAGGAGGGGAAACGGGGAGAAACAAGAUUAUACCAAGGACAUGAAAUAGAGAAGCUUGGAAAGGCAGAAACCCUGUUUCAGCGGCAAUAACUCGUUUUUUUAGAGAGGAGAAAUCCGCUCCCCGUGCGUGCGCGCUCCUGCGUGUGUAUGUGUGCGUUAGGUGGACAGAGAGACUGCAUCAGACUGGAGACACACGCCGGGGGACAUAACGGAGCAGAGAUACUUGAUGCCCCCCCUUUUCCCUUCCCGCACACGCACGUCGGGAUACAGAUUUCGGUGGGAACAUGUAGAUCAUUUGCAGACUUCAGUUGUCUCGCGCGCGUAUUUUUUUUAGCAUCAUCAUCAAUAGCGACAUAAUGUGGCCGGCUCUACCGGAAGGGAAAUAACCAAAUAUGUGGAUACCAACAGAAGAGGAGAAGAUCGGCGUUGUCAUCUGCAACUUCCGGUCGCCAGUUUGUCAGGCGCUGGUCCUGGAGAUCGGAGAAACUGUACAGAUACUGGAGAAAUAUGAAGGUUGGUACCGAGGCUUUUCCACCAAGAAGCCAUCUGUGAAGGGUAUUUUUCCUGUCAGCUAUGUCCACUUGAAGAAAUCUACAGUGACAAACAGAGGUUUGUGUGAGACAGUGGUACCUCUGGAGGACCCUAUCAUCACGGAGACCACCUCCACGCUGCAGGAAUGGGGCGUCCUGUGGAAGCAGCUCUAUGUGAAACACAAGGUGGAUUUGUUUCACAAACUCCGCCACGUGAUGAACGAGCUCAUCGACCUGCGCCGGCAGCUGAUCCAAGGCCACCUCUCUCAGGACCAGACUCGUGAGAUCAAGCGGCACAUCACCGUGCGACUUGACUGGGGCAACGAGCACCUUGGCCUGGACCUUGUUCCCAGAAAAGAGUUUGAAAUGGUGGAUCCAGAUCAGAUCAGUGUAUCGGAGCUAUACAAACUGCACGUAUCCAGCAGACACUGUGGUCAGCAAAGCACAAACCAGGGUGAUAGCAUCAGACAACGCCAUGGCGAUGGUUGCCGUGUCCCAGUGUCGCACCACCUCUUCAUCAACCUGAAGAGCUUUACUUACAACAGCAUCAGUGAAGAUGCAGAUGUCUUCUUCUCUCUGUACGACACACGCGAGGCCAAACAGAUCAGUGAGAAGUUCAUGGUGAAACUGAACAAAAAUGGAGGACCAAAGAAUCCAGAGAAAGUUGAUCGUCUGUGUGCUCUCUUCACGGACUUGAGCAGUAAGGACUUGAAAAGAGACCUGUAUAUUGUUGCACAAGUCAUCAGAACUGGUCGGAUGCUGCUGAACGACUCGAAGAAAGGCCCGCCUCACGUUCAGUACAGACGACCUUAUGGAUGCGCUGUACUCGCCAUGAGCGAUGUUUUUCACACUAUCACGGACCUCAAGGAGGAGAAGGACUUUGUUCUCAAAGUUUACACAUGUAACAAUGAGAACGAGUGGUACCAGGUUCAUGAGAACAUCAUCCGCAAGUCCAACACCAAGUACUCCGCCCCCAGCACCAACUAUGGCCUCAUCAUUUCUCUCCAGCUGCUGAGAGGAGAGCUGGAGCAGAUCAGACGGGAGAACCAGGCCGUGUUCAACAGGGCCCUGGCACUCACACGCAAGCUGGGUUUCCCAGAUGUCAUCCUGCCAGGUGACACACGCAAUGACCUGUACCUGACUCUGGAGCGUGGAGAGUUUGAGAGGGGUGGCAAGAGCGUCCAGAAGAACAUCGAAGUCACACUCUAUGUGCUGUAUGCCGAUGGGGACACACUCAAGGACUGCAUCAGUUUGGGCACCGGAGAGCCCAACUCCACAGAGUACCGCUCCUUCGUCCUGUACCACAACAACAGUCCUCGCUGGAGUGAGAUGGUCAAGCUGCCCAUUCCCAUCGACCGUUUCAGAGGGUCCCAUCUACGUUUUGAGUUUAGACACUGCUCCACUAAAGACAAAGGGGAGAAAAAACUUUUUGGAUAUGCCUUCACCCCUUUGAUGAGAGAGGACGGGACCACACUCUCAGAUGAGAUCCACGAGCUUUAUGUGUACAAGUGUGAUGAAAAUGCCACCUUCAGUAACCAGGGUCUGUAUCUGAGCCUUCCCUGCUGUAAGGAGGACUUCAACAGCUGCCCCAACCUGCCCGCCAACCUGCCUUUCCAGAGGAGUCCUAAAGAAACCUUCUGGGUCUCCACGAUACUCUGCUCCACAAAACUUACACAAAACGUUGAUCUUCUGGCUCUUCUGAACUGGAAGGCCCAUCCAGACAGGGUGUUGGACAUCCUAGGCCGACUUCGUCAAAUCAGCGGAGAGGAGAUCGUAAAGUUCCUGAGAGAUGUCCUGGAUACGCUUUUCUGUCUUUUAGAUGAAAACACGGAUAAAUAUGGACCACUGGUUUUCCAGUCUCUGGUGUUCAUCAUUAACCUGCUCAGGGACAGCCGCUUCUACCACUUCAGACCUGUCAUGGACUCCUACAUCCAGAACCACUUUGCUGGAGCGUUAGCGUACAAAGAACUGAUUCGAUGUCUGAAGUGGUACAUGGACCGCUCAGCUGAGGUCGUCCGGCAGGAUCACAUCCAGGAAGCCAUGAGGGCGUUGGAGUAUCUAUUCAAGUUCAUCGUCCAGUCUCGCAUCCUGUACGCGAGAGCCACCUGCGGGAUGGAGGAGGAGCAGUUCAUAGCCAGCAUCCAGGAGCUUUUCCAGUCCAUCCGCUUCGUCCUGAGUUUAGACAGUCGCAGCUCAGAGAACCUGGUGUUCACACAGGCGGCGCUGUUGAACAGCUUUCCAGAUAUCUUUGACGAGCUUCUGCAGAUGUUCACCGUUCAGGAGGUAGCUGAGUAUGUCAGGGGCACCCUGGGGAGCAUGCCCAGCACAGUGGACAUAGGUCAGUCCAUGGAUGUGGUCAAACUGCAAUCCAUCGCUCGAACAGUGGAGAGCCGCCUCUUCUUUUUCCCCGAGUCUCGUAGUAUUUUGCUGCCGGUUGUUCUGCAUCACAUCCAUCUGCAUCUUCGCCAGCAGAGGGAGCUGCUCAUUUGUUCUGGGAUCCUGGGAAGCAUCUUUUCCAUAAUUAAAACAAGCUCAAUGGAGUCUUCUGUUCAGGAGGAGGUGGAAAUGAUGGUGGAGAGCUUACUGGAUGUGCUGCUGCAGACUCUGCUGUCCAUCAUGAGCAAAUCUCAUUCUGUGGAGACGUCCAGAGGACAACGCUGUCCCCAGUGCACUGCAGAGAUAACGGGGGAGUAUGUUUCCUGCCUUCUCUCUCUGCUCCGACAAAUGUCAGAGAUCCACUUUCACCAUCUACUCAACAGCUUCCACAGCAAGGAGGAGCUGAAGGAGUUCCUGCUGAAGAUUUUCUGCGUAUUUCGCAAUCUAAUGAAGCUGACCAUCUUUCCCCGGGACUGGAGCGUCAUGCGGCUUCUGACUAGUCACAUCAUUGUUGUGACGACACAGUUUCUGUCUCCGGCGUUGCACAAGAACUUCUCCGAGGGAGAUUUUGAUUUUAAAGUGUGGAACUCCUUCUUCAGCCUUGCUGUCCUCUACAUCAAUCAGCCCAGUCUGCAGCUGGAAGCACUUGUUUCUGCUAAAAGAAAGAAAACUCUUGACAAACAUGGUGAUAUGAGAGUAAUCAUGGCGUACGAGCUCUUCAGCAUGUGGCAAAAGCUAGGUGACAACAAGCCCCACUUUAUCCCAGGAAUGAUGGGACCCUUCCUUGGUGUCACCUUGGUGCCUCAGACUGAAGUUCGGAAUAUCAUGAUCCCGAUCUUUCACGACAUGAUGGACUGGGAACAAAGGAAAAAUGGAAAUUUCAAACAGGUGGAGGCGGAGCUGAUGGAUAAGCUGGACAGCAUGGUGUCAGAUGGGAAAGGCGAUGAUAACCACAGAGAGCUCUUCAGCCUGCUAACCCAACUGUUUGGUCCUUACCCAAGCUUGUUGGAGAAGAUUGAACAGGAGACCUGGAGGGAAACUGGAAUAUCCUUUGUCACCUCAGUCACAAGACUUGUUGAGCGGAUACUUGAUUACAGGGAUUGCAUGAAAGGGGAUGAGAUGGAGAGCAAGAAAACUGCUGGUUCUGUCAACCUCAUGAACUUCUACAAGUCAGAGGUGAACAAGGAGGACAUGUACAUCCGUUACAUCCACAAACUGUGUGACCUGCAUCUCCAGGCAGAAGACUUUACAGAGGCAGCGUUCACCCUGCUGCUGUACUGGGAGCUGCUGCAGUGGGAGGACCGGCCUCUGAGGGAUUUCCUCCACUACCCCUGUCAGAGUGAGUGGCAGCGCAAGGAAAACCUGAGUCGGAAAAUCCUCCACUACUUCAACAAGGGGAAGUGUUGGGAAUACGGGAUCUCUCUGUGCCGGGAGCUGGCGUUCCAAUAUGAGACUUUAUAUGAUUAUCAGAGUCUCAGCUGGAUACGGAAAAUGGAGGCAGCCUAUUAUGACAACAUCAUCGAACAACAGAGGAUUGAACCCGAGUUCUUCAGAAUGGGCUUCUACGGCAGGAAGUUUCCGUUCUUCCUUAGGAACAAAGAGUUUGUCUGCCGUGGUUACGACUAUGAGCGGCUUGAAGACUUCCAGCAAAGGAUGCUGGGGGAAUUUCCUCAAGCCAUUGCCAUGCAGCACACCAACCAACCAGAUGACACCAUCCUGCAGAGUGACGCACAGUACCUGCAGAUCUACGCCGUGACUCCGGUAUCAGACAUCUCCGACGUGCCUCAGUUGGAGCGCGUGCCUGAGAGGAUCAAAAGUUUCUACCGCAUUAACAACGUCAGCCGCUUCCACUACGACAGGCCUUUUCACAAGGGGCCCAAAGACCGAGAGAACGAGUUCAGGAGUCUGUGGAUCGAGAGGACAACUCUGAUCCUGUCCCGACCUCUCCCUGGGAUCGCUCGCUGGGCAGAGGUGGAGAGGAGAGAAGUGGUGGAGGUGAGCCCUCUUGAGAAUGCUAUUUAUGUGGUGGAGAAUAAGACCCAGGAGCUGCGGACUUUGAUCAGCCAGUAUCAACACAGGCAGCAUCAUGGCAACAUCAACCCCCUCAGCAUGUGCCUCAAUGGCGUCAUCGAUGCUGCUGUUAAUGGAGGCAUCGCCAGAUAUCAGGAGGCCUUUUUUGAUAAGGACUACAUCAGCAGUCAUCCAGAGGACACGGAGAGGAUCACACAUCUGAAGGAUCUGAUGCAGGAGCAGGUGCACAUUCUGGGAGUGGGACUGGCUGUUCACGAGAAACUGGUGCACCCCGAAAUGCGUCCCCUGCACAAAAAGCUUGUUGAUCAGUUCCACGUGAUGAGGACGGGUUUGCACCAUUAUUUGGUUGGGUCCCAGCAGUGUGUGCCCAGCAUGGAUCGGUUCGGCCCGGCUGGCUGCAUUGGGGUCAACUCACCCAGAGGAAUCCUCUCCUCUCACAACCACAUGAGCCCUGAGAGUGUGCGCAUCAUACACAGACACAGCCCUCUGAACCUGCAAGGUUCGAUCCGCCACUCCUCUUCCUCCCUGUCGUCUCACACGUCGAGCGAAGCUGGAAACCUGGUCAUCAUGACCGACGGUCUGAUGGGGGAACACCCUGAGGAGGCGUUACACAUGCAGCCAAGCCCCUCUUCCUCCAGUUUGAGCUCAAUCCGCUCUAACUCCUCUCAGAUUAUCAACUCAGCUCCGUCAAGUGCCAGAGGCUCUCCGUCUCUGCCUGAUAAGGCCAAACAUAACCGAGAAGUGAUGAUGCUUUUGCCGUCUCACCGCGAGAGGGCCAACAACAACAUGUACUACAAUGUGGCCGAGAACGGACAGAAUAACCACAUGCAGCGUGCCUUACUUCAGCAAGUCAGCCCCUGUAAGCCUUGCACUGAUGCUCACGUGAAUCUACCAGAGAAAGUCUUUCCCAAUGCUUCCAGCAGCUGGAGUCUGGACGGAGACAACCGGGAGCAGGUGUCCUACCUGCCGUCUUCUACUGGAGGAGUCAUCAUGCCUCCUGCCCCACCCAGGUCCUUCCCAUCGGGACACUUUAUGAUGCAUUGUGAUGCAUUUCACCAUCAGAACAGCGACCCUCCUCCUGCCCUGCCUGUUCGAUCUCUUCGAAAGUCUCCUCUCCACCCGAUCCCCGGCUCUCCCACCAGUCCUCAGUCAGCUUUAGGAGGCAGCAACUCCACCCUGUCAGGCAGCGCCAGCAGCGGCGUUUCCUCCAUGAGUGAGAGUAACUUUGGAGGUCAGUACCCCGACCCCGGACCCAUCAGAAACGACGCCUUGGAGCCUCUUCCCAGUCACCUGUGGUCCCCCCCUGAAGAGUACCUGACCUCCCCCUACCUGCACAUGCACUACGGUGGGACAGAAAUCGACUCCAUGGACCCAGUUCGACCCUUCCAUUACCGCAACCCUGCGUCUCACCCUCACACCCACCCACACACUCACCCUCAUGCUCACACCCACUCUGGGCUUGAAAUCCACUCUCAUGGUCCGCCCCCCCACCACCACAUUCCCACUCACGGCCCUCAUCACAUCCCUUACCGCAGGCCACAGCCUCCAGCCGUGCCCCCCAAACCCUACCUGAGAGAGGGCUGCAUCCCUGAGGAGGACCUGCAGCCUCAGCCCAUCCCGCUGCCCCGUAGGAUCUUCCACUCCCCUCACGGCCACAGGGAGGACCCGAGCAAACACGCCUGGGAGCAGUGCAUCAGCGAGGAGCAUGAGGAGAAUCAGUGACGGGAUGACUCCGGCCUCACUUCAGUCUGAGCUCAACUUUUCCCCCCUCAUUUGCACUGAGUUAGGAGCGCAUGUGAAGCAGCGGUGACCCUUCCUGUUGUGUGUUUGGUUGUCAGUGCACAUGAAGGAAAGAAAAUGGGGUGGACCUCCACAAAGCUUCAGCUGGAGGCACAGCCCACCCUCACAGCUCCACACGGCUUUUUUAGAUGUGAUCACAAAUAAAAUAUCCAUCGAACAAUAAGACAAACUGAUCCAAAAUCGAUAUUGAUUGUACACGACUGUACAACUCGUCUGUGAGCAUGUUUUUUUGUUUGUUUGAGAGUAAUAUGACAACAGUUUUGUGGAACAGUAGAACCAUGAUCAUAGCCAACGUGAUCCCAGAAGCGCUCUGAACUCUCUUCUUUUGCUUUUCAUGUUUUCACAACAAAGAAACUACAGAAGGUUGUUACUCACAGUGAAGUGACUUCUCUUGUUGAAAUGCUUCAUAUAUAUGAAUAAUUAUUUUGAUAAAUUUGCUACAUUCUAGUGUAUUCAAAGGCUUGAGCCCAUUAUGUUUUUCAAAAACACUGUUAAGUGCUCCUUAAUGGUGAACCAUAUCAAAUGGUAUUGCUGCUGGGCUGUCACUAACCAUAGGUCUGUAAGGUCCAACCUGCAGCUCUCUUCUUGGACAUGAAAGUCCCUAUUUCCCAUCCGCACCAUGCGUUUGGACACCUACGUGAAUGUAUUCAGAUGAGAUGUUCUACUUGUGCUGCACAAGCUGCUUUCCCAGGUUCUUUCUUUGGUUUUUGAAUUUGUUGAAGUGCUUUACAGUCUCCAUCUGUCUGGUUUGUGUGGUGAGGAUAAACUCAAGACGAACGAGCGCAGAACUGGAGCGGAGGGGGGGCUGAAGAUGAUAACUAACAUGUCGCAAAACCUGUCAGCUUUCAUUUUCACGGUGAAUAAAGAACAACAAAAAAGUAAAAAGCAUCGUUCACUUCACGCCUCAGCUCUACUGCUGGACUCUCAGAACCAACGCCACUCCCUCCUCCCGUCUGCCUCCAUUUGUUUUCCUUCUCUGUGUGGCUUCAGGUUCAGCGACGAGGACCUGACCUGGACAGCUGGGCCCACACAGACAGGGUUGGAUUCGCCUUCCUGCCUUAAGUGCACUCAAAUGCAGUUUGACCUCUCAUCUGGACUCUCAUUCAGAAACAGCCAUUUUCUCUGUCCACACACACACGCACGCACGCACGCACGCACGCACGCACGCACGCACGCACGCACGCACGCACACACACACACACACACACACACACACACACACACAAGUAUCUACCUAACAAGGAUGUUUGUAUGGUUUCAUCCUGCUUUGGUUUCAAACCCGGUGUUUGUUUUUGUAGCGCUGAUGCUUCUGACUCUUUCUCGUUCACCUUCAGUUGUUUGAAGCUGAUGAUGUUUCAGGAGAACGUGGAACAGACCGACAGCUCUCCUUUUUAUUUCGAUGAGUAGAAAAAAAGCGCUGUUUAUCGUCCUGUUGUCGGUUGGAAGGAUAUAGCUAAUACUUUCACAAAUCCCUGUUUUCCCGGUUGUUUUUCUUCUUUUGCAGGUGGCUGCUCUGUGUUGCUGUACAUCAAGUUGUCAGCUGACUAGACAAGAUCUAUUUUUGUAUGUGAGAUCAUGAGAUGUGUGUGUAUUGAAGGCCCAGGCACUGCGUAGGCUGCUGUACCUUGUAUGGAGUCGAGGUUAGUAGAUAAACAGUGUGUGAGUAUCUCUCACGAGCUAGAGGACAACCGGCGACUGAAGCGAUACUCAAACUAUAAGUACAAUAGAAUUUUUCAAUGUAAAUUCUGUUAUUGUACAUACAGCAGUAUUGUGAAAUAUUUUUGAGAAUUAUUGCAGAAGCCCUUACAAAAAGGUUUAUUGUUGUUUUGUGUAUAUACAUGUACCCAAGAGAUCAAUGUAAUUGAUAAAUAUCUAUAAUCAGUGUUUGGGAAACAACAAAUUCACUAGACUUUUGGCUGUCUCCACCAUUCUUCUCAUACAAAUACUUUAUACACUUUUCAAUGUGCUUUCCUGUACAUAUGGUGUUAGCAUGAUCAAAAAGUGGUUGUAAAAGUGGUUUUCCUACUCCCAUAAAUGCUGUGGUAUGGAGUUCAUCAACAAUGCCAAACAUUAAAGACAAUCUUUUAUCAGCUCCA
This is a messenger RNA of Nothobranchius furzeri (turquoise killifish), 9308 nucleotides long. RefSeq names its product dedicator of cytokinesis protein 3. Gene Ontology annotation, cellular component: cytoplasm; plasma membrane. NCBI's taxonomy places the organism in Eukaryota, Metazoa, Chordata, Actinopteri, Cyprinodontiformes, Nothobranchiidae. The record is from RefSeq and is a predicted model, not a curated record. Gene Ontology annotation, molecular function: small GTPase binding; guanyl-nucleotide exchange factor activity. Gene Ontology annotation, biological process: small GTPase-mediated signal transduction.